This is a messenger RNA of Torulaspora delbrueckii, 1119 nucleotides long. RefSeq names its product saccharopine dehydrogenase (NAD+, L-lysine-forming) (gene LYS1). The transcript has a single exon. Gene Ontology annotation, cellular component: cytoplasm. The coding region runs from base 1 to 1119 and encodes 372 amino acids. NCBI's taxonomy places the organism in Eukaryota, Fungi, Ascomycota, Saccharomycetes, Saccharomycetales, Saccharomycetaceae. The record is from RefSeq and is a predicted model, not a curated record. Gene Ontology annotation, molecular function: saccharopine dehydrogenase (NAD+, L-lysine-forming) activity.
AUGAGUGUGAAAUUGCAUUUGAGAGCUGAGACUAAACCAUUGGAGGCCCGUGCGGCUUUGACCCCAAAGACUGUUAAGGAAUUGAUCUCGAAGGGUUUCAAGAUUUACGUUGAAGAGAGUUCGCAAUCUGCCUUUAACAGUGAUGAGUACAAGAAAGUUGGUGCUGAGAUAGUUCCAGAGGGAUCUUGGGUUGAUGCACCUCGUGAUAGAAUUAUUAUUGGUUUAAAGGAAAUGCCAGAAACUGAUACUUUCCCAUUAGUUCAUGAACAUAUCCAGUUCGCGCACUGUUACAAGGACCAGGCCGGUUGGAAAGACGUCUUGAAGAGAUUUAUCGAUGGUAAAGGGACCCUUUAUGACUUGGAGUUCUUGGAGAAUGAUCAGGGUAGAAGAGUGGCUGCAUUUGGAUUUUACGCUGGUUUUGCAGGUGCUGCUUUGGGUUUAAGAGACUGGGCUUUUAAGCAAACUCAUGCUGACUCCGAGGACCUACCUGCAGUAUCCCCAUACAGUAGCGAACAGGCUUUGGUCAAGGAUGUUGUGAGCGACUAUAAGAAGGCAUUGAAGAGCGGUGCAAGAAAGCCAACUGUACUGGUGAUUGGUGCUCUAGGUAGAUGUGGUUCUGGAGCCAUUGAUCUAUUGCACAAGGUUGGUGUCCCGGAUGAGAACAUAUUGAAAUGGGAUAUCAAAGAAACUUCCCGCGGUGGACCAUUCAAGGAGAUUGCUCAAGCUGAUAUCUUCAUCAACUGUAUCUACUUGUCCAAACCAAUCCCACCAUUCAUUGACUACAAACUACUGAAUAGACCAGAGAGAAGACUAAGAACGGUUGUUGACGUCUCUGCCGACACAACUAACCCUCAUAACCCAGUGCCAAUCUACGACAUUGCCACUGUGUUCAACAAACCAACAGUGCUGGUGCCCACUACAGCAGGACCAAAACUAUCCGUCAUUUCCAUCGAUCAUUUACCUUCAUUGCUACCAAGAGAAGCUUCUGAGUUUUUCGCUCACGAUCUAUUGCCAUCUUUGGAACAACUUCCUCAAAGAAACAAGUCCCCUGUCUGGGUUAGAGCCAAGAAACUGUUUGAAAAACACUGCAAUCGUGUUAACAGAUCCUCGAAGUUAUGA